This is a messenger RNA of Musa acuminata subsp. malaccensis (wild Malaysian banana), 2858 nucleotides long. Its product is annotated as probable mediator of RNA polymerase II transcription subunit 26b. NCBI's taxonomy places the organism in Eukaryota, Viridiplantae, Streptophyta, Magnoliopsida, Zingiberales, Musaceae. The record is from RefSeq and is a predicted model, not a curated record. Gene Ontology annotation, cellular component: nucleus.
AGUGGAUGAAAGAGUAGAUGCGAUCAUCACGCUCCAAAUUUUCUCUCUCUGCAUUUUAUGCUUCCACCUCUUCUCUCCGCUUUUGCUUUCGACUCUCGGGUGCUGUAGAGACAUCUCUCCUUAAUGUUUUACUUGGAGAACUGAGGUAAAAACUUGGUUUUUAGGAGUGCGGCGAGAGUUUGGCUGAGAGAGGAGAGGGGAAAACUUGACAGUGUGGGUGAGUGAUCGAGCUAGCUUCAUGUUGUCUUACUGGAUUUGGCGGUUCUAGUUUUGUCGCGAGGGGUAGAGAUGUUCCGGAUAAGCGCGUGGGGUUGAAGACGAUGUCGUCCUACGACUAGAAAUAGUACCGAAGUUGAUCGAUUCUGCCCCCCGGCCUCAUCUGUUCUGAGAAGUUUUGGAGUUUCGUGGAAAAAGAUCUGUUUUUUUGGGGAUAAUCCAUCGAAAACGCCGUUGAUCGGCGAAAAAAAAAUCGAUCUUGAGUCGUCUACCAACCGCGAACCUCAUGGUCGUGACGCUGUCGUCCUACGACUAGGAAUAGGACCCCCUCGGCCUCAUCUGCUCUGAGAAAUUUCGGAUUUUCACGGAAAAAAAAUCUGAUUUUUGGGGAUAAUCCAUCGAAAACGCCGUCGAUCGGCGAAAAAAAUUUGAUCUUGGGUCGUCUCCCGACCGUGAACCGCCUGAUCGUGACGGAUUUGGCCUCGGACUGCUGGGGUCGUUCUACGCAGGAGCAACGGCCGCCGCCAUGGCGAGCUUGCCCGGUUCGGUUGACUACUGGAGGAAGUUCUUCCGGAGCGCCGACUCUGAUAUAUUCGGAGUGAUGGAGCACGCGAUCGUCGUCGCGGCGUCGGAUUACCCCGAGGAGUUCAGGAGCAGAAGGGAUGGGCUCGUGGAGAAGUUCUUCGCUGCGCUGCUGCCGCGGUGCCUCGGCUGCGACCGCGUCGACCCGCGAGGGGCAGAGGUAGAGGAGGGGCGUGGCAGCGUGAGGAGGGUCGGGGAGAAGGAGAACAAGGUGGACAGCAGCAACGACGGGCCCGAGUCGUCUACUAGGGUGGUGAGCAAUUACACGUACGACGAGGCGGAGGCGCUCACCGAAGAGAUCGAAGAGGAAGGCCAAAUCGUCGAAGAGGUGCUGAGCAUAAAGGAGAUCCUCGCCAACCACCAUGAGGAGUCUGAUAAUGUCCUGUUCGAGUUGUUGAGGCGGCUGCAACUGAUGGAACUUUCUGUCGAUGUUCUGAAGGUGACCGAGAUUGGAAGGGCUGUGAAUGGCCUGCGCAAACACAACUCACAGCAAAUUCGCCACCUAGUUCGCGCUCUGAUCGAUGGUUGGAAGGUUUUGGUUGAUGAAUGGGUCAGUGCUACCAGUGCCAUUGCUGAUAACUCUCCGGACUCUGUAAAUCCUUCUAUCGUGGAUGAUGAGGAAGGGCUUCCUUCUCCCCCAUUAGAUGAGGGAGCUCUAUUUACUGCUCAGACAACUUCCAUCCGACUCUCGGAGUUCUUUGAUGGAAUGGAUGAUGAUGGAAAUUUCAGAAAUAAUUGGGAGUUCGAUAAGAAGCGGCAGAAUAGGCGGAGGCCUACGGGCAAUUGUGAAACGGUAAGAAUACAACAACCUAUCCAACAAUUAGAUAUUGUAGAAGAGGAAAAUGUAGAGAUGAGGAGGCAAGAAGCACAGCGAUCCAUUUUGCCAGAAGAGAAUAUAAGGAGGCAAGAAUCACAACAGUUAGCUAUAUCAGAAGAGAAGCUACACAAUAAUAGACAAGAACUCGAAACGAGGCAGUCAAAGCCACACAAUAUCUCUAUAGAGCAAGCAAAGUCCCAAAGCAUCAUGAGCAAACAAAGCAAGCCUGUGAUUGCUGAAUCCGGGCCUGGCAGACCAGUAAAGUAUACCUCUGAGCUGAAUGUAUGCAGCAAGGUGAAACCUGGACCACGACAAGAUACUGCAACACUUCGAAGGAAGCCACCAAUGAUUCCACAAAAUGAACCGAUGUACUUUGAGGAGGCCUCGGUCAGGGCUAAGCUGGAAUUCGCAAAGCGAAAGCUUCAUGAAGGUUACCGACAAGCAGAAAAUGCCAAGAAGCAGCGGACGAUACAAGUUAUGGAGUUGCAUGAUAUUCCGAAGCAGGCACACAACAGUAGGCAGCCUAUUCUGAAAUCCAAAAAUCACUUUAGAAAUUGGGCAAAUGGGUGGCACUAGUUCUGUUAAUUAUCCAACCAGGUUGCAAAAUUGCACCUCCGGACCUUCCUUUUUCUUUCGGUGGAAGAUCUUCAACUUGCCGUGGAAAAUUGUAUGUACAAUCUGAACUCAAUUUCAAAGACUAAACCCAGAAAUUUUCCAUGCAGAUACCUAAGACAUCUUGAUCUCGUGCCACCAUAAGGAGUCCAAGAAGAGUCCCAUGGUGGAUUGUUAAAUAGAACUAGUUGUACAUUUCUGGUUCAUCUUAGAUAAAUUGCUGAAAAACAAUAUACAGAACCUGACUAACUAUCUAUUUCUGAAUGCAUUGAUUGGUUCUUGCAUUACAUCGGCAGUUAUGUUAAAUGUCGAUCUUUCAGGGUUGCUUUGGAACAAGAUGCUAAGCUUUGUAGUUCAAUCCAGUCUUCUCUUACUGCAUCAGUCUGGGAUCGACGAAGACAUCGUUACAUAUCAUAUUGUUUCUUGUUACUGACCCCUCAAUGCAACUAUGAAGCUAAACAUAAUUACUUUGUGAUUGCUUUUGGUUUUGGCCAAUCUCGUUCCAUAGUUUUUGCUCAUUGCAUGCUUGGGAAGAACAAUCAUGCUGUAAAAACUCUACCUAGAGUCAAUGUAAACUAUGUUGUAAUCAAUCUAGCAUGCAAAAAUACACACUGCAGGUGGCUCUGCUUCU